GCAGCCUUAUAGCCAGUUUACACCAUCUUUGUCAUGAAGAUAACCGCAGUGCCAGUACUUCUGAGCCUGGCUCUUUGCCUCAUACAAGAUGCUGCCAGUGAGAAUGAAAAUCAGGAAACGUGCGAUGAAUAUAGGGCAUUGAUGAAAAAUGGGAAGCUCUUCUGUCCCCAGGAUAAAAAACUUCAAAGCCCUGAUGAAAUAUUGUUCCUCAACAAAUGUGCCACGUGCAAAAUGAUAUUGGAAAAAGAAGCCAAAACCCAGAAAAGGGCUCAGCGUUUAGCAAGAGCCACCACAGCCGCUGCUCCAGCAAAGCUGAACUGUGCUGAUUUCAGGAAGGCAGAAGGAGGUGGGGAUUUUAUCUGUACCCCCGAUGACGCAGCUGUCUGUGGCACCGACGGGAAGAGGUAUAGCAGCAGGUGUGCCCUGUGUGCUGCGAACCUUAAAACCAAGUCCCAAGUCGGCAUAAAGAAUGAAGGGGAAUGUGAAAGCAGUGAUCCAGAGCAGGAUGUUUGUAGUGCUUUUCGGCCUUAUGUGAGGAAUGGAAGACUUGGAUGCACGAGGGAAAAUGAUCCAGUUCUUGGUCCUGAUGGAAGGACACAUGGCAAUAUGUGUGCCAUGUGUGCUGAGCUGUUCUUAAAAGAAGCUGAAGAAAAUCGCAAGCGACAAGACGAAACCAGAAUUCGACGAAGUGCUGAAAAGGAUUAUUGCAAGGAAUAUGAAAACCAAGUGAGGAAUGGAAGACUUUACUGUACACGGGAGAGUGACCCGGUCCGUGGCCCUGAUGGCAGGAUGCAUGGCAACAAGUGUGCCCUGUGUGCUGAUGUUUUAAAACGGCGUUUUGCAGAAGAAAAAAAUAAAGCGGAUGAAAACCUGAGAAAGGCUGAAGAAAAAGUUAAAGUUAAAAGAGAAAUCGAGAAACUCUGCAGUGACUACCAGGCUCAUGCAAGGAAUGGAAUACUUUUCUGUACCAGAGAAAAUGACCCCGUUCGCGGUCCCGAUGGGAAGAUGCACGGCAACUUGUGUUCCAUGUGUCAAGCCUUCUACCAAGCAGAAGUGCAAGAGAAGAAAAAGGCAGAAGCAAGAAAUAAGAGAGAACCAGGAAAAGCACCCUCAUUUGCAGAGCUGUGCAGUGACUACCGCAAGUUUGUGAGGAAUGGCAGACUCGCUUGCUUCAGAGAGAGUGACCCCAUCCAGGGCCCAGAUGGGAAAAUGUAUGGCAACACCUGCUCCAUGUGUGAGGUCUUCUUCCAAGCAGAAGAAAAAGAAAAGAGAAUGAAGGAAGCUGAAUUGAGAAAUAAGAGAGAAUCUAAGACUACAACUUCCUUUGAGGAAUUGUGCAGCGAGUUCCGCAAGUCGAGGAGGAAUGGGCAGCUGCUGUGCACCAGAGAGAACGACCCCAUCCAGGGCCCCGACGGGAAAAUGCACGGCAACACCUGCUCCAUGUGUGAGGCCUUCUUCCAACAAGAAGAAAGAGCAAAGGCAAAGGCCAAAAGAGAAGCUGCAAAGGAACUCUGCAGCGAGUUUCGGAGCCAGGUGAGGAAUGGGUUGCUCAUAUGCACCAGGGAGAGCGACCCCAUCCGCGGCCCAGACGGCAAAAUGCACGGAAACAAGUGCGCCAUGUGUGCAAGUGUGUUCAAACUUGAAGAAGAAGAAGAGAAGAAAAAUAAUGGCAAGGAAGGAAAGGAGAGAGGUGACGCUGAGAAAGUUAAGAGAGAAGCAGUACAGGAGCUGUGCAGUGAAUACCGUAACUAUGUGCGGAACGGGCGGCUUCCCUGCACCAGAGAGAAUGACCCCAUCAAGGGCCCAGAUGGGCGAGUCCAUGGCAACACCUGCGCCAUGUGUGAGGCCUUCUUCCAGCAAGAAGCGAAAGAGAAAGAAGCUGAAUCCAGAGCAAAAGUGAAGAGAGAAGCUGAAAAGGACACUUGUGGUGAAUUCCGGAGCCUUUUGCAAAAUGGAAAUCUCUUCUGCACACGAGAAAAUGAUCCCGUGCGUGGCCCAGAUGGCAAGACCCAUGGCAACAAGUGUGCCAUGUGCAAAUCAGUCUUCCAGAAAGAAGAUGAAGAAAGAAAGAGGAAAGAAGAGGAAAAGCAGAGAAUUGCUUCAGAGCACGGUUCCAACGGUGGCGGAGGAGGGAAAGCUCAGGACCAAUGUGCUGAGUUUCGGGAAAAUAUGAAAAAUGGAAAACUCAGCUGUACCCGGGAGAGUGAUCCCGUACGUGACGCUAACGGCAAAACGUACAACAAUAAGUGUUCCAUGUGUAAAGAGAUACUGGAAAGACAAGCAAAUGGAAAUAAUUAUUCUGGCUAUAGAGCAAAUGGGACUGAAUCAGCAUCAGGAAAGGAUAUGUGCGAUGAGUUUAGAGGCCAAAUGAAAAAUGGACAACUUAUCUGCACCCGAGAGAGUGACCCUGUCCGUGGUUCAGAUGGGAGGAUACAUGGCAAUAAGUGUGCAGUGUGCAAGGAAAAGCUGGAAAGGGAAGCAGCUGAAAGGAAAAAGAAAGAGGAGGGUGACAGGCAAAACACAACAGAAAAGAGCAACGAAAACCAGGAUCAGUGUCAUGAAUUCCGGAGCCUAGUGAGAGAUGGGAAGCUCAUCUGCACCAGAGAAAAUAACCCAGUUCGAGGUCCAUAUGGGAAGAUGCACGUCAACAAGUGUGCAAUGUGUCAGAGCAUCUUCGAGCGAGAAGCCAGUGAAAGGAAAGGGAAUGGUGAAGACAGGUCGCACGACAAGCCUCCGAAUGAUAAAAAGGACCAGUGCAGAGAGGUUCAGAAAGGAACGGCGAAUGGAAAGCCUGGGCAGUCUGGGCAUAACGGGGCCUCCAUUGCCAGCAUAAGUGCAGAUGAGUGUGCUCACUUUCGGCAGUACCUGAGGAACGGUGAGCUCCUGUGCACUCGGGAGAAUGACCCCGUGCGUAGUGCCGAUGGAAAGUUCUAUAAAAACAAGUGCUACAUGUGCAGAUCUAUCUUUCAAAAAGAAGGUUUGGAAAGGGCAAGACUUCAAGAAAAGCCAAGCCAACCUCGAGCUUCCAAAGAGGAGGACAGCCCAGAUUCCCCCAAAUCUUCUCUGGAUUCUGAGAUGUGCAAACACUACCGAGUGUUGCCCAGGAUGGGUUACCUUUGCCCAAAGAAUUUACAGCCUGUCUGUGGUGAUGAUGGCCAGACAUACAACAAUCCCUGCAUGCUCUGCCACGAAAACCUAAUUCGCCAGACCAACACGCGCAUCCGCAGCAAGGGGCCAUGCGAGAGCAGCACCCCGGACACGCCGCCUGGCCGCGGGCCCUCACCUGUAAGUACACCGCGGCCUGUCGCGGUGCCCCGGCCGGUUGGUGAAGAUAACUAGGCCAAAUGAUGCCAGGAUUGGUGAAAGCCACGAAGAACAAUGUGUAUCCUGAUUCUGAACUGCCUACCUUCACCAUCUGUAUAUACAGAGAAUUCUUUGGAGCUCGUCUUAUUUACUGUAGAAAACCAUAGAGAGCUGUUGGGGGAAUGGACUCGCUGACUUUCAGUCUUCUCCAUAUCUUUCCUCCUAGGUCCUGUGAUCAGUGGACACGGGGACAUCCCCACCCAGUCUGUGCCCUGCAGACUUCCUGAUCACAACGCUGUCUGUCCGAUUACUUGUUCAAUAAAAGUAAACCCAGCAGAA
This is a messenger RNA of Miniopterus natalensis, 3642 nucleotides long. It is a transcript of the gene SPINK5, whose product is annotated as serine peptidase inhibitor Kazal type 5. NCBI's taxonomy places the organism in Eukaryota, Metazoa, Chordata, Mammalia, Chiroptera, Miniopteridae. The record is from RefSeq and is a predicted model, not a curated record. Gene Ontology annotation, molecular function: protein binding.